Messenger RNA from Dioscorea cayenensis subsp. rotundata (Guinea yam), 1217 nucleotides. Its product is annotated as replication stress response regulator SDE2-like. The record is from RefSeq and is a predicted model, not a curated record. Lineage: Eukaryota; Viridiplantae; Streptophyta; Magnoliopsida; Dioscoreales; Dioscoreaceae. Gene Ontology annotation, cellular component: nucleus.
UUCUUAUUAUUAAGAUCGAUCGAAAUCCAAAAGACAAAAAAGGCUUCUCCGAAACCCUAGAAACGACGAGGCCUCAUCAAUGGCGAUCUACCAAAUUUUCGUCAAGCUCCUCGAUGGCCGAACACAGUGCCUCCAGUUCCCCACGCCGACCGUCUCCGGUGAAGCUCUAAAGCGCUCUCUUUUCUCGAAAACCAAGAUUCCUCUCCGAUUCCAGCGCCUCGUCUCCGGAUCGAGAGAAAUCCUUGAUGAAACCUCUAUCUCGGCCUCCAGCGAUGGCCUCUUCCCUUCGUGCGUUUUGCUCCUUCGUCUCCGCGGUGGCAAGGGUGGGUUUGGGUCAUUGCUCCGUGGCGCUGCGACCAAAGCAGGGAGGAAGACCAAUAAUUUUGAUGCGUGCCGAGACAUGAGCGGACGCCGACUACGCCAUGUGAAUGCUGAGAAGCGGCUCGAGGAGUGGCGCGCUGAGGCUAAGGACCGGAAGCUUGAGAAGCUCGCGGAGGAGUUCUUGAAGAAGAAGGCCAAGGAGGUCAAGCAGAAGAAUACGGGAGACGUUGACAAGUAUAUUGAGAAGUACCGGGAGGACGCCGCAAGGUGUAUGGAGGAAGUCGAUGAGUCAGUGCGGCAGUCCUUUGUACUUUACAGGGAAUCGAAGAGGAAGGUGCGGCCUUUAACCAAUCCCGAUUCAAAGCGCUUGAAAAUAUGGCUGGGCAAGAAGACACUGGAUGACAGUGAUAGUGAUAUGGAUAGUGAUGAGGAUGAUGAGGAAAAAGAUGAUGAGGAAAAAGAGGAUGAGGAAUCUGUGGUGAGUGAUGAUAAGGUGUCUGAGAUUGAAGCUAAGGAGAGAGAGGGUAGUGGGGGAUCAGUUACAUUUGGUCAGUCGGAUGGAGAAUCGUCUGGUGGAUGUUCAGGGAAGAGUAAUUUGGAAGAAGAGGAUGUCAAGUGUCUGGACGCUGCUGAAGAGGAUAAAGGAUGCAAACAAAGUUAUGCUGGUUUGGAUGAUUCUGUUGAGGCUGAGAAGAAAAUAGUGGAAUUUGUUGAGGAGAGUGUGGUGGUUUCUAGUGUGGAGACUCAGGAGCUGAAACCAGUUGCAGAGAGGGUAGAUGAAUGUGAAUCUGUUACCAAAGAGAUUGUUGAACAGAGUGUUGAUGUUCCGGGAUUAGAGGAGCCAUUGAACCUUUGAGAAUUUCAACUUAGCAGCAGAAUUGGAGUCACUUGGAAUG